AUGUGUUCCUUUCUCAGGUCACUGACAUUUGCCAUCCAAUGCUACACUGAGUCGAAUCGCAACAUCGUGAAAGCUUUCAUAACUCCUUAUCUGAGCGGAGAAGAUUUCAACACGUGUACAAUUAUAUCACAUUUGGAUCCACAGAAGAAGUCUAUUACAGCAGUAUUUAUGUUCGGAGACAAGCACGUAUCAGGAUCCCAUCUCGAAUAUGAAUUCGAUCAGAAUAAAUACGUGCUCAAGACACAGUACUCAUGCUCUGAAGACCAAUGCAACAGCCUUGAUGAGUUCAUGGAAGUUCUCCGGGAGGAAAGCGCCAAAAAGAUUAAGGGCUCAGUGCUUGCUAAAAUUACGCUCAUUGCUCUGGAAGACGGGCUCAUGGAUGUGACACCGGGACGAUUCGGCAAGCGAAACGCGACUACGUUCACAUUGUGUGCUUAUAUGUUAGCACUGUUUGCUCUGAUCGCUUUCAUCCAUAUGAUCGGAACAUUCGUGAUGCUCUGCACAUAUUCCAAGAAGAAGAAGUCCUGA
Messenger RNA from Cooperia oncophora, 528 nucleotides. Lineage: Eukaryota; Metazoa; Nematoda; Chromadorea; Rhabditida; Trichostrongylidae. The record is from the annotation of a GenBank genome assembly.